CCAUCACCACCACCACCACCAUCAUCACCGUCACCACCACCACCGUCACCACCACCACCAUCACCACCAUCACCAUCACCACCACCAUCACCACCACCACCACCACCACCACCACCACCACCAUCACCACCACCAUCACCACCAUCACCACCACCACCACCACCACCACCAUCACCACCACCACCACCACCACCAUCACCACCACCACCAUCACCACCACCAUCACCACCACCACCAUCACUACCACCACCACCACCACCAUCACCAACACCAUCACCACCAUCACCACCACCAUCACCAUCACCACCACCACCACCAUCACCACCACCACCAUCACCACCAUCACCACCACCAUCACCACCACCACCGUCACCACCACCACCACCACCACCACCACCACCGUCACCACCACCACCGUCACCACCAUCACCACCACCACCACCACCAUCACCACCGUCACCACCACCACCACCACCACCACCACCACCACCAUCACCACCACCAUCACCACCACCAUCACCACCAUCACCACCACCAUCACCACCACCACCACCACCACCACCACCAUCACCACCACCACCACCACCACCACCACCACCACCGUCACCACCACCACCAUCACCACCACCACCACCACCACCACCACCACCACCACCACCACCAUCACCACCAUCACCACCACCAUCACCACCAUCACCACCACCACCACCACCAUCACCACCACCACCACCACCACCAUCACCACCACCAUCACCACCAUCACCACCACCAUCACCACCACCACCACCAUCACCACCACCACCACCACCAUCACCACCGUCACCACCACCACCACCACCAUCACCACCGUCACCACCACCACCACUGUCACCACCACCACCACCACUGUCACCACCACGACCACCGUCACCACCACCACCACCACCACCACCGUCACCACCACCACCACCACCACCACCAUCACCACCACCACCACCACCACCGUCACCACCACCAUCACCACCACCAUCACCACCAUCACCACCACCACCACCACCACCACCACCACCA
Molecule: messenger RNA, 1050 nt
Organism: Perognathus longimembris pacificus (Pacific pocket mouse)
Lineage: Eukaryota; Metazoa; Chordata; Mammalia; Rodentia; Heteromyidae
Product: basic proline-rich protein-like
Exons: 2
Source: RefSeq, a predicted model, not a curated record